Messenger RNA from Rhinocladiella mackenziei CBS 650.93, 597 nucleotides. RefSeq lists its product as uncharacterized. The coding region runs from base 1 to 597 and encodes 198 amino acids. NCBI's taxonomy places the organism in Eukaryota, Fungi, Ascomycota, Eurotiomycetes, Chaetothyriales, Herpotrichiellaceae. The transcript has a single exon. The record is from RefSeq and is a predicted model, not a curated record.
AUGUCGGAGCCACAGCAAACACCACCACCGGAGAAGACUCCUGGUGACAAGAAGCCGAGCCGACCUGCGCUCGAACGCGGCCACUCCAAGGUCUCCACGGCUUCGGUGGACGACCAAGGGUACGAGUCGCGAUCCAGAUCACAGUCUCGACGGAGAAGGAGACAAAAUCAACGACAGCGACAGGCUCAGGCAAAAGCCCAAACUGGAAACGCCUCCGCUCGGUCGAUGGCCUCGAUUGACGAGGCCGACGAACCCCAACAACAACUAGCAACUCGACCACCACAGCAGCCACAGUGGUUGAAGAACCCGAAUCCCCGCGACAUAACGGAGGCUCAGCCAUUUGAGAGGAUAAAGCCUCCCUCUCAGUCAAUGGAUGGCCCCGUGACAUACGCGCGGAUGCUCCGAGGCGAGAUCCCCUGGAGGGGAGCGCCACCCACGCAGCCAAUUGAGACUGCACAACCCAUCGAUGCAAGAGACAGCAGCGGAACGGAUCCCAAGGACGAAGACGGGUUGAAGUUGCGCUUGGAAUUGAACUUGGACGUGGAAGUCGAGCUCAAGGCCAGCAUCCACGGUGACUUGACUCUGGCGCUAUUGUAA